AUGCCAAACCCCUCGCCGGCUCUCGACCUUUCGUCCGGCCUCGCCACGAUUGUUGUGCUUAUUGCCAGUUGGCUGCUGCUUCGCUGGAAGCGCGGCCGGCGCGCUCCUCCUCCGCCUCGAGAAGAGCCGUCGGCGCCCGUCCGAGCCGUCGGCGCGAAAGCGGCGGGUCGCGGGCCGAUGACGAUCCUGUUCGGCUCGCAGACGGGCACGGCUGAGGGCUUCGCGACCACGCUGAUGCGCGAGGCGCGUGUGCGGGGGUACGCCGCACGGGCGCUCGACCUCGAGGAGCUCCCGCCAGAGGAGCUGGGCGGCGUGGAGGGGCCCUGCGUCUUCUUGCUGGCGACACACGGCGAGGGAGACCCGACCGACAACACGGUCGCCUUCCACCGCUGGGCCAGCGACGCGUCGCGCGAGCCCGGCUGCCUCGCGGCGCUGCAGUAUGCAGCGUUUGGGCUCGGCGACCAGUGGCGAGAGGAGCUGGCGCCGCUCGGGCUGGGAGACGACGACGGCGACAUCGACGCCGACUUUGAGUCGUGGCGCGCCUCCCUGUGGGUGGCCCUCUGCGGCGGGUCCGACCAGGCAGACGGCCAGGAGGAGGCGGAGGAGGAGGCGCCCGCGCCGAGCUACGUCGCCGUCUGCGAGAACCGCGAGCUCUGCCGGGACGCGUCCAGCGGAUCGGCGCUGCGCUGGGUCGCAGACUUGCGCGCGGCCGCGUCCAAGCCACUGCUCCGCUUCCUGGCGGCGCACGCAGCCGACCCUGCCGAGGCGGCGCGGCUGAGGCGCCUCCUCCUCCCUCGCGGGCGCGGGCAAGGGCGGGCCGGGGCGGGCGAGGGACCUGACUUUGCUGCCGCGUUGUGGAUGAAGGCACCUCUCCUCGCGGGCGGGCAAGGAGGACUCGAGGCGGCGGCCGCCGGCCGGUCCGUCGUCGCGUUUGUGCGCCGCUCCUCGUUCCGCUUGCCUUGCGACGGCGCCACGCCGGAGAUGCGCGUGGCUGCGGCAGAGGGGCGCGGCCGGACGGGGCCGACGCGGCUCUACUUUGGCUGCCGGCACGCGCGGGGCGACUACCUGUACGAGGACGAGCUGGCCGCCGCCCUCGAGGGCAAGCUGCUCGGCACGCUGCGCUGCGCCUUUUCGCGCGACGGAGCGCGCAAGGUGUACGUGCAGGACUUGCUGCGCGAGGACGGGAGGGAGGUGUGGUCGCUGCUGGGCUGCCGCGGCGGCCACCUCUACAUCUGCGGCGGCACCGCCAUGGGGAGGGAGGUUGUGCUGGCGCUCCAGCGCACCGCCGUCGAGCACGGCAAGCUGAGCGAGGCGGAGGCUGCCGCCUUCGUGUCUCGGAUGGAGGGCGAGGGCAGGCUUGUCAAGGAGCUGUGGUCGUGA
Emiliania huxleyi CCMP1516 is the source of this 1380-nucleotide messenger RNA. RefSeq lists its product as hypothetical. Lineage: Eukaryota; Haptophyta; Isochrysidales; Noelaerhabdaceae. Gene Ontology annotation, cellular component: cytosol. The transcript has 7 exons. Gene Ontology annotation, molecular function: flavin adenine dinucleotide binding; NADPH-hemoprotein reductase activity; FMN binding. The record is from RefSeq and is a predicted model, not a curated record. Bases 1 to 1380 code for a protein of 459 amino acids.